ACGGGGCUUCCAGACACAGAUGUGGAGUUAUCCGCUGUUUCUGGGUCUUAUUCCAACCAUCGAGAGCUGGGGAGCGUAACAAAGACUGAUUAGUAGUUCUUUAGUUUCUAGUUAAAGUUUUUGUGGUUCUGAAGGAGGUUAAUUGGACUUGAGGACUUGUUGGCUGAUCUCUCCGGUUCUUUAGCACGCCGCUCCAGUCUGCGUACCUGAAUCCGCCACCAUGACCUCAGCGCAUCUCUGCAUCUAAAACUAUCAUGCUGGCUACAUUAAGGGGCGACACCCCCUGCUGUGGCGACCCUCGGUGAAUGCGCUUGUUCCCUUCCUGUGGAAUGAUCGGAGUCCAGGUGUCUGCAGCAGCGGAGAGCCGAUGUGGCCGCUCGGAGGAGCCAGCCGGGAACUGACGGAGCGCAUCAGACUGGGAGGCAAGAGAGAGCCUGACCACAGAGGGGACAAUCUCCGGCUUCUUUUACCUGCACCCUAUACGGGCCGCCCGGAGCCAUGGCCUCUCAGAUGGUGUGCGGGCUGAUCUUUAGGCUGCUGCUGCCCAUUUGUCUCGCAGCUGCUUGCCUGUUCAGGUACAAUGUCCUGUCCUUCGUCUACCUCAUCUAUCUCCUGCUUCUUCCGCUCUUUCCAGAGCCAACAAGCACAACAAUGCAAGGCCACACAGGGCGUCUGCUGCAGUCCCUCUGCUUCACCAGUAUGUCCUUCCUGUUGCUGCACAUCAUCUAUCAGAUUACCGUCAACAGCCUCCUGGCCAGGAACUCCAUCUCCUCCGACUUCAACUGUUCGCCGUGGGAGAGCUCUAUACGACAGAUUGGCUUUGAGAGUGUUAUUGGCGCUGAUGCAGGAAACGGCAUCCGAGUUUUCAUCCCUGACAUCGGCAUGUUCCUGGUGGGCCUGGCCAUCUGGCUGCUGUGUCGCAGUCUGGUCCAGAAGAGGCCCCCUGAGGAAAUGGGCCAGUACAAUGCUGACUUCGACGCAGAGGAACAAGAGGACGAGGAGAAGCCAACCCCGUAUGAUGACGACGUCCUGCUGGAGCAGGACCUGGAAGCAGGGUACGAGGCCGAGGACGAUGAGGAGAAUGAGGAACUAUUUGACGAAGAGGAGGAGGAAGAAGAAGAAGAGGAGGAGGAGGAAGAAGAAGAAACCAAAGAGAGCACUAAGAUGAAGAUCCUGCGGAUGGUGGCAGAAGUGGCUUCCAAAGUGAAGGAGAUCAUUGGGAAUCUGAUCACCACUGCAGGGAAAGUGGUGGUCACCAUCCUGCUGGGCAUGGCAGGGAUCAUGCUGCCCUCGCUAACCUCUUUCGUUUACUUCGCCAUCUUCCUGUUCCUGUGCACCUGGUGGUCUCUCUGCCGGACCUUCAACACCCUCAUCUUCAGCUGCAUGUGCAUCCUGAUGGCCAUCUUCAGCGCCGGACACCUCGUAGUGCUCUACCUUUACCAGUUCCAGUUUUUCCAGGAGUUCGUUUCACCAGAGGACAGCUACACCUGGGUCUUUGGCAUUUCUCCCAUCGUCCAGACCAACUGCUCCUACACGUGGAAGCUCAUUGUGCACCCGAAUCGUAAGUGGUACCACUUUGUCAAUCCCAUCAUGCUGCUGAUCCUCUAUUACACCCUGGCCACCCUCAUCCGCCUCUGGCUGCAGGAGCCCAUCAACCAACUCAUGGAUGAUAAGGAUGAAGAUAUGUGUGAGGAAGAGGAGUGGAGUGAAAAUGGACUGAAUAACUCGGCCAACAGGAAGAGGCAGCUGUGGUGGGAGUCUCGCCAGGGCACGGAUGAGAAAAAACUUCUCUCCACCCAGGAUGGCAUCAGUACAACUGAGGUUGUGCCCACCUCAAACGGGACGUCUAUUGACUUCGUUACCACUGAGAACGGACCGAUCUCUCUGGACCUGUACUCGACCCCCCAGUACAAACUGGACAAGCUCAGUGAUAAUACAGAGAAGAAAGAAGAGUCUGUGUAUGAAGGGAGUUUGCCUCCAGAGGAUUUAGCACUGAAGGAGUCCGAGGAAGAAGAGAAUGAGAUCAAGAGAAAAGGAGUUGGUGCAAUGGUUAAAUUCUUCCAUUUCAUCAUGAAACAGAGCUACAUUUGUGCUCUCAUAGCUAUGAUGGCGUGGAGCAUCACGUAUGUCAGCUGGCUGACGUUCGUCUUCCUCAUGUGGUCCUGCGUGCUGUGGAUGGUGAGGGACCGGAGGCGUUACGCCAUGCUGUCGUCCCCCUUCAUGGUGGCCUACGGCAAUCUGGUGAUAGUGCUGCAGUACAUUUGGAGUUUUGAGAAUAUGCCACCAGUGGCAGGAUUCUUUGUCAAGAAGAAUAACCCAUUCCACUCGCUUUCAUCCAAGAUGAUGUGCCUGGUGACGUUCUGGUUGCUGCUGAGACAAACGCUAACCGAGAGACAAGAGAAACAAAAAGAAGACAGUGCAGGUCUCUCAGAUGUCUUUGUGGAUGAACAGAAGAAGAAGGAUGAGGAGGACCCAGAGGAUGGAGGGGAGCAGGACCUCAUGCAUGUUCUCGGCAGCUUGGUGAUGGGUGUUCUGGUCAAAUACUGGAUCUACAUCUGUGGUGGGAUGUUUUUCAUCGUCAGCUUUGAAGGAACAAUCGUCAUGUACAAGAUCAUCUACAUGAUGAUGUUACUUUCCUGCGUGGCCCUCUACCAGGUGCACUAUCAGUGGUGGAGAAGGAUCCUGAAGUACUUCUGGAUGACUGUGGUGAUGUACACCAUGCUGGUCCUCACCAUCGUCUACACAUUCCAGUUUGAUGGUUCCGAAAAGUUCUGGAAAGGAGCGCUGAAUGUGACUGAUGAUAAGUUGGAGGACUUGGGUCUGCGGCGGUUUUCGUUGGCCAUGCUGUUCACCAGGAUCUUUAUUCCUACCUCCUUCCUGCUGGUGUGUAUUCUCCACCUGCACUAUUUCCACGAACCAUUUCUCCAGCUCACUGAUCUCCAGGCCGUUAUAGCCAAAGAAGAAAGCACCAUCUACAGACUGGCGGAGCCCACGGCAAGCCUGGAAGAUCUCACCAUGCUCAGCGCGAGCUCGGUGGAGGCCGUGCUGCCCAAAGACGAGGAGGAGCAGGAAGAGGAGCAGCAGCAAAGUUGGGGUUCAGAGAACGAAAAGGAGCAGCAGCUUGUGGUGGUGAUGGACACCGAUGGCAACGUGAGUGACGAGAAACCCAAAAGCCUCUCCGACCAGCGCCAGUCCAGCACGGAGGAGAGCCAGCGAUGCAGCGCCGCAACAGAACCGGAGCCGAGCACGGAGCAGAGCUCGGAUCUGAAGAAUAAAUGGCACCUGGUGGUCGACCGACUCACAGUGCUCUUCCUCAAGUUCCUGGAGUAUUUCCACAAACUGCAGCUGUUCAUUUGGUGGCUGGUGGAGAUCCAUGUUAUCAAGAUCAUAUCAUGCUACAUUGUUAUGGUUUGCAUCCAAGAGGUGUCUUUGCUCAACUAUGUGUUCCUGGCGUCAUGGGCCUUUGCACUGCCCUACAGCCAGUAUCGACCCCUUGCCUCCAGUGUUUGCACUGUCUGGACGUGUGUCAUCAUUGUGUGUAAAAUGUUGUACCAGCUGAAGACUAUAGAGCCCCAUCAAUACAAAUGCACUAUACCAGAUACCUACACAUCAGACCAACAGAAAGAGAUUAGUAACUCUCCGUUGUAUAAGAAUACAUCGGAUCUCGGCAACUGGGUGGGCCUGAAGAAGGACAAUCAAGACCUCCUGGGAUACCUCAGGAACCACCUCUUGAUGUUGGCGAUGUUGGCUUUUGAGGUGACCAUUUAUCGCCAUCAAUUGUACUUCAGAUUGAGGAACAAACUAUCGCCUCCAGCAGCCAGAAUCAUCUUCCAUGACAUCACACGCCAGCACCUCGACAUCGGCAUCAUCAGCUUUGUUAAAUACUUCAUCAACUACUUCUUCUACAAGUUUGGACUUGAGACAUGCCUGCUCCUGGUGGUAAACGUCAUUGGUCAGCGUAUGGACUUCUAUGCCAUGGUCCAUGCCUUUGCCCUCAUAGUGGUCAUGCACAGACGUAGAAGGAAAGCCAUUGCUGAGAUCUGGUCAAAGUACUGCUUCUUCCUUGCAAGCAUGCUUACGAUCCAGUACUUUGUCUGCAUCGGGAUCCCGCUUGCUGCCUGUAAAGACUAUCCCUGGAGGUUUCCAAACUCUACAACAGACUCCAAUGUGAUCAAGUGGCUUUAUGUCCCGGAUUUCCAAAUGAAGCCCGAUCCAUAUUUCCUCAUCUACGACUUCAUGUUGCUGCUCUGUGCCUCUCUCCAGAAGCAAGUCUUUGAUGAUGAAAACAAGGCAGCGGUCCGCAUCAUGGCCGGUGACAAUGUGGAGAUCUGCAGAGACCUGGACGCAGCCUCCUUUAGCGUUCACAACCCCGUCCCCGACUUCAUCCACUGCAGGUCAUACCUCGACAUGUUAAAGGUCAUCAUGUUCAGCUACCUGUUCUGGUUCGUCCUCACCAUCAUCUUCAUUACUGGGACCACGCGGAUCAGCGUCUUUUGUAUGGGUUACCUUGUGGCUUGCUUCUACUUCCUGCUGUUUGGUGGUGACCUGCUGCUGAAGCCAAUCAAAAAGAUCCUCCACUACUGGGACUUCCUGAUUGCCUAUAACAUCUUUGUAAUCACAAUGAAGAACAUUUUGUCUAUCCUGGCUUGUGGCUACAUCACCUCCCUGAUGCAGAACCAUUGCUGGUUAAUCCAGUUUUUCAGUCUAGCGUGCACCAUCAAAGGUUACCACGUAAACACCACACAGACCAGCCAAAGCAGCGGAAACUUCUGUGAGCUGCCCAAAGACGAGGCAGGGAUAAUCUGGGACAGCAUCUGCUUCGCCUUCCUGCUGCUGCAGAGACGAGUCUUCAUGAGCUACUACUUCCUCCACGUGGUGGCUGAUAUCAGAGCGUCGCAGAUCCUUGCGUCCAGAGGAGCAGAACUUUUCCAGGCCACGAUAGUGAAGGCGGUGAAAGCCCGACUGGAGGAGGAGAGCAAAUCAGUGGAGCAGCUGAAGAGACAGAUGGACCGCAUUAAGGUGAGGCAGCAAAAGUUUAAGAGGGGCAAGGAGAAGAUGCUGAGCCUGGCGCAGGAGUCCGCCAGCGGACAGACGCCCGUCCGGCCCGAGGAGGAAGACGACGAUGAUGGAGCACAGCGAGCGAAAGCCAAGACCAAAAAAAAGCAGUGGUGGAGGCCGUGGGUUGACCAUGCUUCCAUGGUUAGAAGCGGAGAUUAUUACUUGUUUGAAACUGACAGUGAGGAGGAAGAGGAGGAGGAGGACAAAAAAGACGAAGAGCCGCCAAAGAAGUCCGCAUUUCAGUUUCUUUACCAGGCCUGGAUCGCUGACCCCAAAGCUGCUUUGAAGGCACGAGCCAAAGACAAACACAAGUUUUGGAAGAAAUACACAAAGAGAGUGAGAAACAGGAAAAGCAAGAAAGAUGCAGGUCAUGUUGCGAUAGAGGUGGGGGAGCUCUCUGAUGGGCAAGAAAAAGGAGAGGAGAACAAGAAGUCUGCUGGUCCAGACAACAUCAUCAAGCGGGUCUUCAACAUCAUAAAGUUCACUUGGGUGCUCUUCCAGACAACGGUCGAGAGCUUCACCAGCUGGAUGAACGACAUGUGCAGGGAGUACAUCGACAUAUCUACGGUGCUUCGUAUUGAGCGAUGCAUGCUGACACGUGAGGUCAAAAAGGGCAAUGUGCCGUCCAGAGAGAGCAUCCAUGUCUACUACGAGAAGGCCAUGAAACUGAACAUCUCCAGGCAGGCCAGCCUGGAUCAGCUCAGCGAAGAUGGGUCGAUAUCUGGCUCCACAAAGGGUCGAAAGAGGCGGAGAGGUUACCCCAUGGAGAGCCAGGACUCUACGGCCUCCAGAGACAGCAUAUCAAGUGCCCUCACGGAGGCCACCAACCUGUUUUCCCGUCAGUCUACUCUGGAAGACAUGGACGCAAUGCCAGAGAACAUUCCCAAAACCAGUCAGCGUCCCAGACCCAGCCUGCGGAAGAUGUACAGCAUGGACGUGCCCAAUUCGUCCAUGGACAGCGGCAGCAGCUUUAUAUCCAGUGAAACGACUCAGUGCGUCAUGAUCUACUCCAAACAAGGCACCACAGACCCCAUCGAGGAAGUGGAGGACGAGCAGGAUCAAGGAGAAGACAAGCAGCAGCUGGAAUUCCAACAGCUUGAGCAAGAUCAAGAAGCAGAGGAGAUGCAGUAUGGUGAAGGAGAACCGAAGGAGAGGGCAGGUGUUGAAGAGGAUGAUGAACUUCGGGAAGGUGAUGAGGCUGAGGAAGUUGGUGGGGUGGAGGUACGUGAGGACCAGGAACGAGAGGGUGUUCACUGUGAGUCCUUGAGCCCUGAUGAGGGGCCCUCCGAGAGGCAGGACAAAGCAGAACCUGCCCUCUCCACUCAGGAGAACGACUCAAUCAGCGAGAGCGAUGACGGAGGAGGACGGAAGGACUUCAUGCAGUCAGACGGUCAGGUGGUGAUACUCUACACCCCCGACACAGACGCCUCAAAAACAUCAGACGCCGACGUGCCUCCCAGCUACAGCAAGGCAGUGAGCUUUGACCGCCUGGAGGUCAGCGACGAUGAAAGUGACUCUUACAGGAGGAGGCGCUUGGUGAUGACGUCCGACAGCCGCUCAGACAGCCGGUCGGACAUCAUGCUGCCCUCCAUGACCACCGAGCUGACGGCCAGCGAGCUGCUGCUCAACAAGAUGUUCUAUGACGAGGAGUUGGAACAGUCGGACCAUUUCUACCAUAGGCAGCCGCUGAUCCUGCAGUUCUCCUACGCCCUCUACAACAUGCUGGUGGCCCACUCGGAGUUCGUCUGCUACCUGGUCAUCAUUAUUAACCACUUGGUGUCGGCCUCCUGUGUCACCCUGGUCCUCCCCAUCACCAUCUUCCUCUGGGCCAUGCUGUCGGUGCCACGGCCCAGUAAGCGCUACUGGAUGACAGCCAUCAUCUACACUGAGGUCACCAUUGUCAUCAAGUACUUCUUCCAGUUUGGCUUCUUCCCCUUCAACCAGAACAAGAUAGACAGGAAUAAACCAUAUCACCCUCCCAACAUUAUUGGUGUAGAGAAAAAAGAUGGAUAUGUCCACUAUGACUUGGUCCAGUUGCUGGCUCUGUUCUUCCACAGGUCCAUCCUGAAGUGUCACGGUCUGUGGGACGAGGACGACCACAGAGAGAAGAAAGAAGCCUCUCAUCAGAGUCGGAGCGAAUCUGAGGAGGAGGGAAGAGACAAAGAGGAAAGUGAGGAGUUUGAGCCGGCCUCAUCGCUGAUCGAGGAGAGGAGAGGCUCCAAUCACACCUUAAGGUCCAUAACCUUUGGGACCUCCAUUGAUUCAGGACAAGUCCAGGUGCAUUGCCCACAGCCUCAGACAUACCAGAGACGGAAAAGCUCCAGCGGAGGCUCGCAUGUUUCCUAUCGAUCUCGAGUUUCUUCUGCAAGAUCUAAGAGAGGAAGUACGGCUUCCCGCAGCAGCAGCCACAAGGACGGCAGUCAGGCCAGCGUCCACCAGAAGACCCGCAAACAGAUGAUCAUCGAGAAGCUGAGGGAGCAGCUCUUCAAAGCAAAAGCUUUCCUUAUAAACCGGUUUUUGGAGAUCUACCUCCCCAUGAAGCAGUUCUUCUACAACCUGAUCCACCCGGAGUACAGCGCCGUCACGGACGUCUACGUGCUGAUGUUCCUGGCCGACACCGUUGACUUCAUCAUCAUUGUGUUCGGAUUCUGGGCGUUUGGAAAACACUCAGCUGCAGACAUUACCUCGUCUCUGUCGGAGGAUCAGGUCCCUGGGCCCUUCCUGGUCAUGGUCCUGAUCCAGUUCGGCACCAUGGUGGUGGACCGGGCCCUCUACCUCAGAAAGACCGUCAUGGGGAAGGUCAUCUUCCAGGUCAUCCUUGUCUUUGGAAUCCACUUCUGGAUGUUCUUCAUCCUGCCUGGUGUCACAGAAAAGCGUUUCAGUGAGAACACGGUCGCUCAGAUGUGGUAUUUUGUCAAGUGCAUCUACUUUGGACUGUCAGCCUAUCAGAUCCGCUGCGGGUAUCCCACCCGUGUUCUGGGAAACUUCCUCACCAAGAGCUACAACUAUGUCAAUCUGUUCCUGUUUCAGGGUUUCCGCAUGGUACCUUUCCUGACGGAGCUGCGAGCGGUGAUGGACUGGGUUUGGACCGAUACCUCGUUGUCCUUGUCCAGCUGGAUCUGCGUGGAGGACAUAUAUGCUCACAUUUUUAUCCUCAAAUGUUGGAGAGAAUCUGAGAAGAGAUACCCUCAGCCGCGAGGCCAGAAGAAAAAGAAGGUGGUGAAAUACGGGAUGGGAGGAAUGAUUGUGGUGCUCCUCAUCUGUAUCGUCUGGUUCCCGCUUCUCUUCAUGUCGCUGGUAAAAUCUGUGGCUGGGGUCGUCAACGCUCCGCUGGACGUGUCGGUGAAAAUCACCCUGGCAGGCUUUCAGCCCAUCUUUACCAUGAGUGCUCAACAACAGCAACUCCGCUCUGUGCAAGAGAAUGAAUUUGUCAACUUUACGAAAGCAUUUGUAACCAGUGAUGAGUCCAAAACAAAUAUGGCCUUGCAGUGGCUGGAGUCCUACUUUGCACAGGAUCUGAUCAUCGCGGAGCUGAAAGGCAGCUCCAACUCCCUGUGGACCAUCAGCCCACCCAGCAGACUCAACCUGAUAGAAAUGUUGGGAUCAAACGAGAAGGAUUUCCCAAUCACUGUCUCCUGGUCUGUGCAAAGAAACUUCAGUCUUGGUGCCAAAGCUGAAACAGCAUCUGGGAAAAAUGUGAUGUCUCUAGAUGAUGAAACAAGACGGGAUCUCAUAAUGCUUUUGAAUGGGACAUCGAGCCACUUAAAAGUGACCAUCCCAAAGUUCAUUCCCCGCUAUAUUCGAGCCCCGAGUGACUCAGACGCCACGCCUGUCGAGCAGCUCGGUGAAGACCACAUGUUUGAUAUUUCCCUUACCCUGAUGCGAGCCCAGAAUUUAUCUGAUCAGAUACAGGAAUGGUGGAUUGUCAACCAACUUACGGCCGGACCCUUAGACACCAUUGAUCCAAAGCGUGAAGCGGGCCUCCGCAUCUAUGUCUUUAGCGACCAAGUCAGCCCGCCCAGUCUGGGUUUCCUGGCCGGAUACGGAAUCAUGGGCCUGUACGCCUCCGUUGUUCUGGUCAUCGGGAAAUUUGUGCGCGAGUUCUUCAGCGGCAUCUCCCACACCAUCAUGUUCGAGGAGCUGCCCAACGUGGAUCGCAUCCUUAAGCUUUGCACCGACAUCUUCCUGGUCCGAGAGACGGGGGAGCUGGACCUGGAGGAAGACAUGUACGCCAAACUCAUCUUCCUCUACCGCUCGCCGGAGACGAUGAUCAAGUGGACCCGGGAGAAAACUCAGUGAGAUGGGGAGGUUAAUAAAUGAAGAUGGUUCAGAGCUGUUCAGGGGAACUGUGUGAUCACUGCAUGAGCACAACGUUUGAGCCCCGGCAGCAGUGAUGCAGCAUUGGCUCCACACAGAAACACUGAUUUUACCUAAAACUGGUACUUUUUACUUGCUAGGGAUAAAAAGCAACAACAGUGACCAUCUCCUUAAUGAAAAUUGAGCACAAAUUUGCAGCUGCAAAAGUUGUUACUACUGCUCGGUAGGUCGUAAGGUGUGAAAUGUGGCUGCAGCAUUACUGUUUUAAGGGCUUUCCACUGACAAACAUGUGCACAGUGAUGACCAGACGAGCACAAUCUGAGACUCAUCCAACUGGAACCUUGGAUGGUGCAAUACUGAGCUCCCGUGCCAGGCUUUCAAGGAACGAGACCACACAAAGAUGGCCAUUUCAGACCAGGAAACAUUACAUUUCUUUUUACUAGGCUCUCUGAAAAUUUUAAACUGUUCUGAGACUUUCUUGCCUUAUUUUGUUUGUAUGAGAAGAACUGAAACUGUUCAGAAUCACAAAUCUUUCUCAGGAAGAGCUGUUUCACCGAUACUUCCCGUAUGUGUCGAAUAUGUAUGUAGUCUUCAACGGAUCUAAAACCAUGUGAGGUUGUAGAAAAGGUGAGAACUAUUUAAAUGGCAUGAAAUAUAUUAAGACGGACUAAAGUCAGGUUUGUUUACUGCACACAGCGGGAGGAGGGUCUUCGUAAAGAAUGACAUUAUUGCCAAUCAACCACAUCCACUCAGUUUGAAUCAUCAUGACUCCUCCUCUUCAUCACCUACGGGGAUCGCUCUUUUUAACACUCAAACACACAAAAAGCUGUGGGGGCCACAGCCGUGCAUCCAGAAGAAGAAAUGCUUCCUCACAAAAAGGGCUGAGACACGACCCCCUUGGUCCAAACUAUGCAUUAACAACAUUUUAGCAUGAGUAAAAAAACAAAACUUAAUUAUUGCCAUGAAUGAUUCUCAAAACAUGUACAUACAGGGGGUCAUGUUACUGAAGGGACAGGUUGCUGAGAAAUGAAAUGUGAAAUUGUAGCUGUAUAUUAAGACGGUGAGACAAGAUGUGCAAAUAAAGAUAUCUUGAAAAGUU
Molecule: messenger RNA, 10474 nt
Organism: Girardinichthys multiradiatus
Lineage: Eukaryota; Metazoa; Chordata; Actinopteri; Cyprinodontiformes; Goodeidae
Product: piezo-type mechanosensitive ion channel component 2
Exons: 53
Coding region: 499-9357 (2952 amino acids)
Source: RefSeq, a predicted model, not a curated record